Messenger RNA from Manduca sexta (tobacco hornworm), 2858 nucleotides. RefSeq names its product transcription factor Adf-1. The transcript is spliced from 2 exons. Gene Ontology annotation, cellular component: transcription regulator complex; nucleus. The record is from RefSeq and is a predicted model, not a curated record. Gene Ontology annotation, biological process: regulation of transcription by RNA polymerase II. The coding region runs from base 154 to 1008 and encodes 284 amino acids. Gene Ontology annotation, molecular function: DNA binding. NCBI's taxonomy places the organism in Eukaryota, Metazoa, Arthropoda, Insecta, Lepidoptera, Sphingidae.
CGUCAAUGUCAGUGACGGCCCCGGGCCCCCGCCCCGCGCUCCGAGGCCGGGGCGUCCGUGCCGCUGGUUCAGUGACCGGGCCGAAUCCGCAAGCCCGUGACGUGUCCGUGUGCGGUAAUUCUUUACUCCUAAUUCGCUUAUUUUCUAUAAAUAAUGCAUGACGAGUUGUUAAUUGAAUCGGUACGGUCAAACAGAGUCUUGUACGACUUCUCUCAUCCAAAAUAUUGGGACAGUGAACAUAAAAACAAGUUAUGGAAUCAAAUCGGAAAGAAAUUAAACACCGAUGGAACUACGUGUCGCUCUCGCUGGCACAACAUUCGAGAUCAAUACAGAAAAACCCUCAAGAAGACCAUAGCCAAGAAAGGACAAAAUGCAAAAAAAGUUCCUUAUUAUAAAUAUCAUGAACUCAUGUCUUUUAUGGAUGGAUUUUUCCAAGAGCGAGAAAAAAAGGAGAUACUAACUGCAGAUGACGAGGCAGAUGACUUUUACGGCGUGCAAUUAAAAACAGAUAAUGAAGAUGCAGCUUCGUCUAAUUCUUCUAGACCUGAAUCAAGUAUGGAUACAUUUCCUCACGCUGUGGUGUGUUUAGAAUCUCCUAUAAACGCGAUAAUGCCACCCUCAGGGACCCAAGCACGACAUCCACUCUCUCCUGACCGACCUGGCUCCCCUAGAGCGUCAGAAUCUACUUCUUCUAAGGAGAAAAAAGAACUAAGUCGACUUACAAGUACGGCAGCAUAUUUAGUAGAAUAUAUUCUCAAAAAAAGCGAGAAAAAACCUGAACAUCCCAUAGAUAAGUUUUUAGAAGGUAUUGCACCCACGUUAAGAUCCCUGACUCCUUAUUAUCAGAAUUUAGCAAAGUCUGAAAUAUUUGCUACUGUCCAAAAAUAUGAGAUGAUGAUGCUUAAGGAAAGUCACGAUACAGCUAACAGUGAACUCAAGGAAGCAAAUGGACGAAACACAACAUCGGCAGAUAAUAAAGAUUCUGUUGAGAGGAUAAAAGAAAAAUAACUUAAUACAAUCAUCAUAGUUUUUUUUUACGUUUGUUGUGCUAAGAGCUAGCAUUUUGUAUAAGUACACAAGUAACCAUCUUGCUGGUGUGUUGACGCAAAAAACUAAAGUCAAGGAUUCAUCUGCAAGAGUAACGUAGCCUAGACUAAUCAAAUUAUUUAUUGUCCAUAAAGCUGAUACACAUAAGUUUUCCGCUAAACUGAUACGAGAAUACUAUCGAACACUUACUUGCGUAGCCGCAUCAUGCUAUCCCUUCACCUCGUCCAUAGCUGAUUGAUAAGAUAUGAAACCAAGAAUCUCACUCUGUAGUCCAGAAAACGAGAUUUUCUGUCAUAUUUUCGACACUGUUGUAGCGUCGUGCAUAGGUAGUCGCCACUGUUAGGGAAAAGAUGGUUACUAUGGAAGGAAAAAAUCUCUGUUAGGUAGAUGUUGCACCUGACCGGCCGCAGCCCCUUCCACAGUUCCUAUUCGUAGGUGGUAUAUAUACUGCGCGUCUUACAAAUUCUGCUACCACAACUCAGAAUUGACUACUGCCAUGUAAUGUAGUUAUUGGACAUUAUUUCCUAAUUAUCUAACACACUUUGUUUUAUAUCAAUGUUUGGUUGGAUUUAUGUGUUAUCCAAUAUUCCAUAAGUAUAUAUAUAAUUAAUACGUAAAAUGUACAUAACAUAUUAUUGAGGCAGUAAAUGUUAGAUCGAACGCAACACAUGAAUUAUAUUUUUAAUAUUUUUGUAUAACAUGACGUAAUAAUACGGCAACUCUAUGUUUAUAUAAAUACAAUCCAAAAGUAAAUGAUAGUAAGAAAUUUGUUUAUCUCAUAUUUUGGCAUAUUUUAUAUAUCAUGAUAUUCUGUUCACACAACAAGUCAGUGGCGAAGGGAUUCCUGCCGGCUUCCCUUUAUGUAGUAAUUUAUGAUAAUUAGUUAUCUUUAGAACGAUUUGCAGACCGCAUUUAAGCAUAUUAGCAUAUUAUGUUAUGUCGGGUUCGCGUUCGGAAAAUUUCGCCUUUCGCCACUGCAACACGUUAUAUAAUUGGUGAAUGCUGAGUGUACCUGUUAUUGGCAUAUAUAUCAGCUACAAUAACCUUAGCAGUGUUUGUGUAUAUUUGUAUAAAUAUGUAUGGUUUUGGUAUACCUUUUAAAUACAGAAAUAAAUCUCAAAACUUUAUCAUAGUAAAUGUUUCGUGUCGGAGUACAUAAUAGUACGAGUUUUUUCAUCCUAAAUGUUUUUUUUAUAGGAGCACGUCAAAGGGACCCUACUGCACCUGAUGGUGGAAUGGGGUCCAAUAGAAUGUCGACUUACGAGAGAUGAUUACCCUUCGGCAGUCGACAAAAUUAUGCCGGCCUGUUAGAACCGGAUAUAUACAGGCUGAUUCUGGAACGCGACACACUUACGUGGGCCACUAUGGCGGGUUUUAACACUUUGUGUACGGUGGUCGCUAUCCAAGAAGAUAUAAAAUAUAUCUUACCACCAGCUAAUCUACUGCUGAUGCAGAUGUGCCGUAGCAUUGCAUUAUAACGUGGUUAAAUAAAGCCUAAACCAUACCAGAAAAGCAGGCCUGUGUCUAGCAGUGGAACCCUAUAAUACAGGACUGGUAUCAUUAAACUUUAUUUCGACUUUAUACAAAUUGUAAGAGUACAUUUUAAAGUAUAACUUCGUAACUAAAGUAUCUAUUGCGGUCUAAAAAUAUUAAAUGUUAUAUUAUGAAAACAAAGUUGUUUUUAUUACCGAGACAUUAUGCAUACUGUGGUGGCAAAACUACGUAACUCACACAGUCGCGCCUUUUAUAUGCAAAAGAGAAGGAAAGGCCCCUAGUGCACUCACAUUUCGCCUUGUGUGUUCUGACUAAUA